Molecule: messenger RNA, 2923 nt
Organism: Periophthalmus magnuspinnatus
Lineage: Eukaryota; Metazoa; Chordata; Actinopteri; Gobiiformes; Gobiidae
Gene: lrtm1
Product: leucine-rich repeat and transmembrane domain-containing protein 1
Exons: 4
Coding region: 451-1551 (366 amino acids)
Cellular component (GO): plasma membrane
Molecular function (GO): protein binding
Source: RefSeq, a predicted model, not a curated record
AUUUAGGGGGUUCAGCUGUCCACCAGGGAACGUCACACUGGUAGCGCUAACACGUGCUUUACACUUGGGACAGUGUAUAGCUUUGAGGUAGACAUCAAAAGGCUGUGAAUUUCAAUAGGAAGAAACAAAAAAAAGAAGAAAUUAUAAUGGAGAGAGUGUGAGGAGUGAGAGAGAGAAAGAGAGAGAGAGGCAGCGCUGCCUUAACUCCUAGUCAUUCCAGACCUCACUGCUUGGCUUGGCUGGAUCAUGCUCUAUGCCUUCUGACCUGGCCAGUCCAAUGGGGUUACAACAUGGGUGCCUAAGCAGGGUUAAGGAUCCUAAGAGCUUUCCAGAGGCAACAUCUUUGAAAUGAACGACUAAUGGAUCGCCAACCAACAAGAAUCACCCAAAUUCAAAAAAGGAAAUUAAGACGACAUUGGGCUUAAGCUGCUUGCCCCAAGAUUGUCAGUUAUGAGAGUGGCAGUGUUAUGGGCCCUCCUUCCCCUCCUCCUCGCUCCAUCUCAUGCCUGUCCCAAAGAAUGCACCUGCAACAGCAACACCAAAGUAGUGGACUGCCGUGGACGCGGCCUCUACGACAUUCCCAGGCGCCUGCACCCAGAUACACAAGAACUCUAUCUCCAGGACAACCGUAUCCGAGGACUGGGAUCCAUGGCUUUCCGUGACAUUCCACUCGUCAGAAUUCUGGAUCUGUCAAAUAAUUCCAUAUCAACAAUUUCCCCGACCGCUCUCCUGGGUCUGAGGACACUACAGCGGCUAAGUCUGUCCCAUAACAGCCUCCGAGAGCUGGAUAAGAGGCUAUUGGGCCCAGUGCGAUCUCUGUCACACCUGGAUCUAUCACACAACAGUUUGGGCAGUUUGCCCAGUGCCAUAGGGGAAGGCCUGAGGAAUGUCAGCCACCUGGGCCUGACUCAUAACCGCUUCAUCAGACUAGAGCGCUCCCUGCUGGAGAACCUGGAACACAUCAACAGUAUUACGCUCAGAGGAAACCCUUGGAGGUGUGACUGUCAGCUCAUAGGCCUCAAGCUCUGGCUUGAAACCUACCUCUUCAAAGGUGGCGCCAUAGAUGAGGUCCUUUGCACCCAACCUGAAGAGAUGAAGGACAAAGAUCUACAAAAGAUCCCAUAUCAGCUCUUCCACACUUGCAUGACCACAAGCUACCACUACCUAUUCGCUAACAUCCAACACCUGGAGUCAGACAGGGUGCUCCGAGGCCACACCCACGGCAACCAUCCCUCAGGCCACACCCACCACGCCACCAUGGGAGAUGGUGGAGGCGGCGGGGGAGGAGGAAACUUGCCUGAGUGCGAAGCCAAGCAAAAACAAAGACCGGUGAACUUGCGCCAUGCUAUAGCUACAGUGAUCAUAACUGGAGUGGUAUGUGGGAUUGUGUGUCUCAUGAUGCUAGCAGCCGCAGUAUAUGGCUGUGCCUACGCUGCUAUCAUGGCCAAAUAUCAGAGAGAGCUCAAGAAGAACGAGGAGUUGGCAGCAGCGCAGGGGGCGGAUCACGCAACAGCAGAUGAGAAAGAACCACUGGAAAAUGCAAUCGCUUAAGGCUGAAAAAUUAACACAGAAUUUACAAGUUUGAACCCUUUAAACAAAAAUAUAGAGGCCAUAAGUGUUUGGGAGGACAAUGAGAUGAGUGAGUGAAAUGUUUAUGUAUGUGCAUCAAAUCAUUUAGCAAAAACUUCCAAGUAGCAAAAAAUACCAAUAUCUGACUAUGCACUAAGGCUUGCAUCCACUGCCUGUCUCACCUCGAUCAGGUCACUCCAUCAAGUUUACAUUUUGUCAUAAACGCUGUUUCUAUGUCAGGUACACAAGGAUAUCAGGGCCAGCUAUUGCACAUGCAGUUGAAAGAUAUUUGGCAGUAUCAAAUCACUAAUAUUUCUCAAAGAGCAAACGCCAACACAACAUAAAUAGACUGUAAACACAAAACAAUCUUUAAAAUACACAGUUAAUAUGAAAUAAAAUGAAAUAGGAAAAAUAUCUGGUUAUAAACUGCAAUGCUCAGUGGUAACACAGUGAACCUAAAACAUAACUGGAAUGGUGUGAGGAAUAACCUUUAUGGGUGAGACAGUAGUCAAGCAAAGAAUUCCAUUAUUGUCUGAAAAAUACAUAUCAGAAAUGACAGAUUUAUAUAUUUAUAAGAUGUCUUUGUAGGUAUAUUAGUAAAGUCAGAAUUGUAUGUACUAGAUAGUUCUCAGAAAAAAAAUACAAAAGCAGUAGGCAGCUGUAUUGAAGUUGUGUCCUGUUGACUGGGAGUGUAUGUGUCUACAUUAACGUUGUACUAACCCAUGUUUGGAGUUUAUAAAGACUGUGCCUGUUAGUACACUACAUAUUUGCAAAUGAAGGAGAAUAUUUUUUGAUAAAGAGAAGCAAUAAUGCAACUAAAGUGAACGUAAGUAUACAUAGACCUGAUGUCUUCUGUAUUAACUUUUGAAUAAAAACACUUUAAUGCUACCUGCCAAUGCUACAGAACAACCACUCUAAAGAUGUGUUCAGGGAUUUGUAGUUUCAUUGAGAGCUGUAUUUUAUAAAAUAAACAAAUAUAUGGAUCCUUUUACAUGUUUGAACAAUGCGCAUAUCAUGUCAUCGUAUUAUUCAAAUGUCCUACUUUUCAAGUUAAACCGACCAGAGAGAUCUCAUGGCUCUUGUUUUUGGACAAUUUGUCUACAAGUGUGGCUUCCACUGUGACUUUUGUGUUUUGGAGGACUAUUGUGUUUUCUGUAUUUCAUAGAUAUUUCAGAACUGGGCACUGAUUUGGAAAACAUUGUGAAGCAUAUUCAUUAUUCAUUAUUUGAUGUAAAUAGAGAGAAGCACUAUUCAAAAGGAAUAUUUGAGCUCCUAUAGCUGAACACUACUGAACUGACUGACAUAACUGAAUUUAUUUUCUCUAAUGUUCUAAAUAUAUUCAUAUCUUUCAAAA